AUGUCAGUUUCUAUUCAUUUAACAACACGAAAGGUCGAAGUUCAAUGCACAGUACCAACAGAGUCAACAAGUAAAAUUCGUUGGCAAUCAUUUAAUGGUAAAAUUUAUGUUGAUUAUAAUAGUAAAUUAAACGAAGACAUUGAACAUCAUUAUCUAAUUAAUAACAAAGGAAUCUUUGUUUUAGACAAAGAGCGGUAUAUUGAUUUUAAUGAAAUGCUUGAGUGUAGAUUAGAUGUUAAUAAUAGAAACAGAAUAAUUCGACGAUUUGUUGAUAGUCAUUACGAAGAACGUGUUCAACAAGAAUAUCAAAGAAAGUCUGAAGAAGAAGAGAAAAGAAAAAGUGAAGAAGCUAGGUUUAAUGAAAUUCUCUUAAGAAGAAAAUCAAGCAAUGAAUUAAAAAAGAGAAAAGCCUCUACUAGUAUUCGUAAUGACACAAUUGUUUUAACUAAAUCUGAAGUUACAUUUGAACUUCCUAAACAAUCUCUUGCUUUUCUAAGAAGGAAAAGUAUUGAAACUAAACCUAUUUCAGAAACUCAAACACUUCCAAUAGAAUUUGAUCAAUUUUUAGAUGAAAUACCAUUUACAUUAACAUCACCUGAAUCAACACAAACAAUACAAAACUCUGACAAAGGUAUUUUUGAUGAAGUGUUUAAUACCCAAAGGCAGUCACAAGAUACGAGCAGAGAAGGUGUUGUAGGAAUUAGUUCAACAAAAGAGGAAAACCAAAAUUUCCAUUACACCCAAGAAAACCAAACUGAAAAUACUCUAAAUAAUAUCACAUCACAAGAAAUGCAGCAAAACUCUAUUAGUAAUGAAAGUAAUGAAUUAGUUCAAUUGAUGUCAAUCAUAUCAUAUUUGUCUCAACCUUCUUUAAAUGAAACUAUAUUUUGUAUGAAAAAAGAAUCUAAAUUUUUUACUGGAGAAAACAUAAAAAUUCUUGGGAGUCUUAAUGAAGACACAAUUAAACAAUGUGAGUUUCAUGGAGCAAAGUUUAAAACAAAAUUAACUUCUUCAGUCACUGUAUGCAUUAUUGGUAAUAAUUUAAUAGACUUUAAAGAUGUACUUAAACAAAUGAAAAUUUGUAACGAGAAAAAAAUUGAUGUAGUAGGAAUAGAAUGGAUUUAUGAUUGUUUAACUUGUCAGUUGAAAAUAGAUAGAACAGGCUAUUGUUUAAACGAAGAAGAUUUAAUAGAAAUAAACCAAUUAAAAAGAAAUCAAGGAAUAAUGAAUUAG
Molecule: messenger RNA, 1233 nt
Organism: Entamoeba histolytica HM-1:IMSS
Lineage: Eukaryota; Evosea; Mastigamoebida; Endamoebidae
Exons: 1
Coding region: 1-1233 (410 amino acids)
Source: RefSeq, a predicted model, not a curated record